This is a messenger RNA of Labeo rohita (rohu), 6152 nucleotides long. It is a transcript of the gene jag1a, whose product is annotated as jagged canonical Notch ligand 1a. Gene Ontology annotation, cellular component: membrane. The record is from RefSeq and is a predicted model, not a curated record. Gene Ontology annotation, molecular function: calcium ion binding; Notch binding. Gene Ontology annotation, biological process: multicellular organism development; Notch signaling pathway; cell communication. The transcript is spliced from 26 exons. Bases 231 to 3980 code for a protein of 1249 amino acids. NCBI's taxonomy places the organism in Eukaryota, Metazoa, Chordata, Actinopteri, Cypriniformes, Cyprinidae.
UGGCCGCAUUCGCAGCUUUUCCUCUCCAGCCCGUGGGCAUUGUUGUAAAAACAGAAGGACAAUACAAGAAUAGAGUGGUGGAUAAUAGAGCCUCAAAAGGGGCAUCAGGGAAUCUGUCCUCUAUUGGAUCUGAGCGGCUCUAUCCUCGUGCAUGAGGCACUAUAUGAGAGCCGUGUGUCGGCUGAACUUCUAGUUUCACAGCGAACGGUCCCGACAGACACAGACGAGGCAUGAUUCUCAGACGGACUCCAAGUUUCGCGGUGCUGGCCCUUCAUGUGCUUUUACGGUGCCUCUGGAUGCGGGUGUGUGAGGCAUCCGGGCAUUUCGAGAUGCAGGUUUUAUCCAUGCAGAACUUGAACGGGGAGCUCCAGAGCGGUGCGUGCUGUGACGGCGGACGCGUCGCGGCGGACCGCACUUGCACGGCGGACGAGUGCGAUACAUUUUUCCGCGUGUGUUUGAAGGAGUAUCAGUCGCGGGUGUCUUCGGGGGGCCCGUGCAGCUACGGAAGCGGAUCUACUCCCGUUAUCGGUGGGAAUACUUUUUCUCUCAAGCCCCUCGACAACGCGAACGACAAAUCCCGGAUCGUGCUACCCUUCAGUUUCGCCUGGCCGAGGUCGUAUACGUUGAUUGUGGAGGCUUUGGACUUCAAUAAUGACUCGAGCACUGGCAGCAUUAAUGGACAAGUCAUAGAGAAAGCGGUCCAGUCAGGCAUGAUCAACCCAAACCGUCAAUGGCAGGUUUUGAAACACAACGGCCCCGUAGCUCAGUUUCAGUACCAGAUUCGGGUGACCUGCGAUGAGCACUACUUUGGCUUCGGCUGCAAUAAGUUCUGUCGGCCCAGAGAUGACUUCUUCGGCCACUAUACCUGCGAUCACAAUGGCAACAAGACCUGCUUGGAGGGAUGGGCUGGCCCAGAAUGCAACACUGCCAUCUGUAAGCAGGGCUGCAGCACUGAGCAUGGCUCCUGUAAAGUGCCAGGAGACUGCAGGUGUCUGUACGGCUGGCAGGGAGAAUACUGUGACCAGUGUAUCCCUCAUCCCGGAUGUGUGCACGGCACAUGCGUCGAACCCUGGCAGUGCCUGUGUGACACCAACUGGGGAGGGCAGCUCUGUGACAAAGACUUGAACACCUGUGGCACACGACAGCCUUGUCUGAACGGCGGCACCUGCAGUAACACCGGACCUGACAAAUACCACUGCGCUUGUCCUGAUGGCUACUCGGGACAGAACUGUGAGAGAGCGGAUAACGCCUGUCUGUCUGAGCCGUGUCUGAACGGAGGCAGUUGUGUGGAGUCCAGUCAGGGCUUUGAGUGUCAGUGUGCGCCGGGCUGGACUGGGCCGUCCUGCAACAUCAAUGAAGAUGACUGCAGUCCGAACCCGUGCAAUCACAGCGGCGUGUGCGUGGACCUGGUGGACGGUUUUAAAUGCAUCUGCCCCGUGCAGUGGACCGGAAAGACCUGUCUCAUUGAUGCUAAUGAGUGCGAGGAAAACCCGUGCGUCAAUGCCCACUCCUGCCGCAAUCUGAUUGGUGGAUACUUUUGCGAGUGCCUCCCUGGUUGGACGGGCCAGAAUUGCGACAUCAAUGUCAACGACUGCCACGGACAGUGUCUCAACGGAGGGCUGUGUAAGGAUCUGGUGAAUGGCUAUCGAUGUCUGUGCGCACCAGGCUUUGCAGGUGAACACUGUGAGCGAGACGUGGACGAGUGCGCCAGUCGACCCUGUCUCAACGGCGGACGCUGCCAGGACGCAGUCAACGGAUUUCAGUGUUUGUGUCCCCCGGGUUUCUCAGGUGCCACAUGUCAGCUGGACAUAGACUACUGUGAGAGCGGCCCGUGUCAGAACGGAGCACAGUGUUUUAGCCUAGCCUCAGACUACUAUUGUAAAUGUCCAGAGGACUACGAAGGCAAAAACUGCUCCCAACUUAAAGACCAUUGCCUCAUCACACCAUGUCAAGUGAUUGACAGUUGCACGGUUGCCGUGGCGUCUAACAGCACUCCGGGCGGCAUGCGGCUCAUCUCCUCUAACGUUUGUGGUCCUCACGGCCGCUGUCGAAGUCACGCCGGUGGACACUUCAGCUGCGAGUGUCAGGAAGGAUUCACCGGCACAUACUGCCAUGAGAACAUCAAUGACUGUGAAAGCAGUCCCUGCAGUAACGGCGGUACUUGCAUUGAUAAAAUCAACGCGUACCAGUGUAUCUGUGCUGAUGGGUGGGAGGGACACAACUGUGAAAGCAACAUUGACAACUGCAGCAUGAACCCUUGCCGGGAUCGAGGAGUGUGUCGUGAUCUGGUUAAUGACUUCUACUGCGAGUGUGAAAAUGGCUGGAAGGGAAAGACCUGUCACUCACGCGAGAGUCAAUGUGACGAGGCUACUUGUAACAACGGCGGCACGUGCUCUGACGAGGGUGACUCAUUUAAAUGCAUGUGUGCUCCUGGAUGGGAAGGAGCUACCUGUAAUAUAGCAAAGAACAGCAGCUGCCUGCCAAACCCCUGUGAGAACGGAGCCACGUGUGUCGUCACAGGUGACGGCUUCACCUGUGUCUGCAAAGAAGGCUGGGAGGGGCUCACCUGCAGCCAGAAUUCCAAUGACUGCAAUCCACAACCAUGCUACAACAGCGGGACGUGUGUGGACGGUGAUAACUGGUACCGCUGUGAGUGUGCCAGUGGAUUCGCGGGGCCGGACUGUCGCAUCAACAUCAAUGAGUGCCAGUCAUCUCCCUGUGCGUUCGGUUCCACGUGUGUCGAUGAAAUAAACGGCUACCGCUGCUUGUGUCCACCUGGCAGAACCGGGCCCAGAUGUCAGGAAGUCACGGGACGUCCGUGUGUGGUCGGAGGUCGGAUUGCUGUAGAUGGAGCAAAGUGGACUGAAGACUGUAACACCUGUUAUUGUCACAGAGGGAUUGUCAGCUGUACUAAGCUGUGGUGUGGCCCUAAACCUUGUCGUAUGCUUGGUUCGGGACGAGGCGACUGUCCUCUGGGUCAGCUGUGUGUGCCGGUCCGUGAUGAGCAGUGUUUUGUGAAGCCCUGCUCAUCACAGGGCGAGUGCUGGUCUGCCCACCGGCCGGCCGUACGGGCCCGCUGUCACCCCGAGAGUGACUGUGCCAACGUCACCUUUACCUUCAACAAGGACACUAUGCCACAGGGAGUGACGGUAGAGCAAGUGUGUCGUGAGCUGAGGCAUCUGUAUGUGGCUAAGAAUGUUUCGUCAGAGAUUUCCAUCUCCAUGAGCUGUGAAAUCUCUUAUGCCGCCAAUAACGAGAUCCAUGUGGCCAUCCAUGUGACUGAGGAUGGCAUUCACGGCCGGGUUCCUGUUAAAGAAAUCACAGACAGCAUCAUCGAUCUGGUGAGCAAACACAGCGCAAACAGCUCUAUCAUCGGCUCCAUCGCUGAGGUCCGCGUGCAGCGCAGACAACCACAGAACCCCAACGUAGACUACUUGGUGCCACUGCUGGUUUCCAUCGUGACGGCGAUCUGGGUUUUGGCCCUGGCGUCGGUGUUCCUGUGGUGUGUGCGGCAUCGACGCAAACAAAGCUCCAGCCCCACCGCCGUCAACCCUGCCACCCCCUACUCCAUGGGAAGCACAGAAGACAACACAGUAAACAACGCCCGCGAACAGCUCAACCAGAUCAAGAACCACAUCGAGAAGAACGCGUCCAACGGCAGCCUGCCGGGAAAAGAGCUCCACUGCGACGACAAGAACAGCGUCAACGCCAAAAUCAGGACGCAUUUCUCAGAAUCCUCCAGACUAGCGCAGGAAGACUCCAACAAGCGUCUGCAGAAGGUGCGAUUUCCACAUCAGCCGGCCUACAUGCUGGUGGACCGGGACGACAGGUUGAGCGCCAACGGCACAGACACAAAAAAUCCACGCUGGACUAAUAAACGAGACAACAGAGACCUGGAGUCGCAGCACAGAGGUCCGGAUUCACAGCAGAGAGAUCUGGACGCACAACACAGCCUGCAGAAAAUGGAGUAUAUCGUAUAGCAGACGAUACUCGGUGUGGUAACAAUCAUCCCUACGCUCAAGCGAAUGAACCAGAACGCUUGCGACAAGGCCGGGCAGUAUUUGUUCAGACACUGCGGUCGGACCACGGGCUGGUCUGAUUUAUUUUAUGGCGUCAGUAGGGUCUGAAGACACUAACCUGUGCUGAUCUUCUAGCCUAAAACUAGAAGGAAUGUAGAGUCAUCGGCCAAAAUCUGCCAAUUGUGUAAAUCUCACGAAAACAUGUCCAGGUCAAAUUUCACCCUAGAAUUCAUUGUUGACAUCAUGACGUUAUUCGAAUGACAACUAAAGGGACAGUUUACCCAAAAAAUUUUAUUUCUGUCAUCAUUCACUCACUCAAGUUUUUAACCUGAGUUUUUUUUCUUCUGUUGAACGCAAAUAUUUUAAAGAAUAUGUUGGUAACCAACAGUUCUGGGUAAUCUGGAUUAUGUAAUCAGAUUCCAAAAAUUAAGUACUUGUAAUUAGAUUACAUUUUAAAAUACUCAUAAUUAGACUAGUUACUUUUUUAAUGAUUACAUGAUUACAUAUUCACACAAUAGCAAUUUAUAUUUUAUUCAUAAUUUAUUCUCCCUAUUUCUUCUUUUUUUAUCUUUUAAAUGUUCCUUUCUAAAAUAGUCUACUGCUUAUAUACAUUCAGAAAAUAAAUAAAUAAAAUUAUACACAUUGGGAAAUCUUGACGUAAUGUAAUGUUUACUGCACUUUAUGUUGUUAAUGACAACAAAUGGAAUAUAUUUUCUUUUUUUUCAAAUCAAUAUGGUACACGAUUAUCCUAUUUUAAUGGAUUACAUUACUAACUACAAUUUUUGUCAUGUAAUUUGGAAUCAGUAACGGAUUACAAUUUGUAAGUAAUCUACCCAGCUCUGGUAAGCAAAAAGUUGACGGUAGCCAUUGGCUUACACAGUAUGGAAAAAAAUAAUAUGGAAGUCAAUGGCUGCCGUCAACUAUUUAGUCCCACACAAUCUUGAAAAUAUCUAAAUUUGUGUUCAUCAGAAGAAAGAAACUCACAGGCUCUGAACUUGAGGGUGAGUAAAUGAUGACAGCAUUUUAAUUGUUGGUGAACUAUCCCUUUAAGCACUUUUUCCGCCCAAAUUCUCUCCUUUUUUUUAAAUCCCAGUUUGUCUUCAAAAAGUGAAAUACUACAUUUUUAUACAUUACAAAUACUGUAAUGCUAGGAUUUUUUAAAAUGCAAAUCAGGAUAAAUUACUGGAAGUACAGUAAAUACUAUGUAAUUAAAAUAGCUUGAAUUAUGCUUUUGUAUUGCAUAAAACUGAGAAUUACAGGGGGAUGUGCUUAACCUUUAUAGUGCUAAACACAGGCUGUAAAAACUAUACUUUCCUAUUCCUUUGUGAUUUUGGGGAUGAAAUUAGACAUGGAAAUGUUCUUGAGAGCUUCAAGAGUUUCAUCAAGUUGUGUUCAAUUUUUAUAACGUAGAACUUAAUGCAUCAGCAAUAGCUUGUGAAUCAUUUCCAGAAAUCAGUGAUUACUGGUGCAUCGUGCUCGAAGAUUGUAUCUAACUCCCAUUUAUCGGGUUCUUGACUGGAUUUUAUUUUCCCGCUCUUUCCAACAGUUUUUAUUUAUUCUGCUUUUUUUUUUUUAACGUGUACAGGCAGACAGGUCAUGCUUAGAAUUUACUGUCUAUAUGAAGAAAUUCACUGUCUUUUUAGAUGUUGAUGUUGUAUAGAUGAAUUUGUACAUAUUUUCUAAUUAAUCAUUGUGUAUAUUUGAUUUAUUAACUUAAUAAUCGAGAGCCUAUCGUUCGUUUGUUUUUAUUUAUAUACAUUGUUUAGGUUUGAGAAUGUGACCGCUUGUGUCCGACCUUUGUAUUUUCGAAUGGAAAAUAUUGUCUCUUAUUUCUGAAAAUGCCAAAAUGAUAGUUUAUUUUUUUGAAGACUAGGGGUGUUUGUUUGUGUCUCCAGAAUACAAUGUGCAAUGUCUGUUUCAGAAAACAUGUGCAUGACUUGUGUUUGUAAUGUCCUGAGACGUAGGCUAGAUGGGUUUCCAUCUAGUUUUGAUAAACUUUUAUAGAAUGUUAUGUUUUCAUCGUGACUUUAAAAACCAUUCCUGAAUACGUUUAGCAUAUUUUCUGCUCAUAGCUGUGUCAAAUUAAUUUGGCAGCCCAGGAUAUCAAACAACGCUUGUCUAGAGUUUUCUGGU